Molecule: messenger RNA, 4778 nt
Organism: Eleginops maclovinus (Patagonian blennie)
Lineage: Eukaryota; Metazoa; Chordata; Actinopteri; Perciformes; Eleginopidae
Gene: lsm14aa
Product: LSM14A mRNA processing body assembly factor a
Exons: 8
Coding region: 86-1489 (467 amino acids)
Biological process (GO): cytoplasmic stress granule assembly; P-body assembly
Cellular component (GO): P-body
Molecular function (GO): mRNA binding
Source: RefSeq, a predicted model, not a curated record
GAUGAUGUGGUCGCCAUGUUGUUGUUGUAGCUGAAGCAGGAAAACAAAACAACAACAAACCAAAGAACCGUUAUUAACCGUUACCAUGGGGACUCCGUACCUGGGCAGCAAGAUCAGCCUGAUCUCUAAAGCUGGGAUCCGGUAUGAGGGGGUCCUGUACACCAUCGAUACCGAGAACUCCACCGUGGCUCUGAGUAAAGUGCGCUCCUUUGGGACGGAGGACCGGCCCACCGACAGGCCCAUCCCCCCCCGAGACGACACCUUUGAGUACAUCAUCUUCAGAGGCAGCGACAUCAAGGACCUGACCGUGUGUGAGCCUCCUAAACCCCCCUGCUCCCUGCAGGACCCCGCCAUCGUACAGUCGUCCGUAAGCUCCCCUUCCUCUGCUGCCCCCCCGGCCCCCUUCCCGUCUGCAGGAUCCUACGGCCUCUUCACCCGGCCCCCGGCACCUGCCUACAGCCAGUUCAGCCCACUGGGAUCCCCCCAGUUCGGAACUGUCGGUGUGGGUCGCAGCAGCCCCAGCCUGGAGACCCUGAGAAAGAGUCCCCCUCCCCUGGAGCACGUGAUUCCAGCUGGCCCCGUGUCCUCCACGGCCCCAGGCCCAGGACGCAUGGCCCCCGCCUCAGGUCAGAGCGGGCCGAAGCUGCAGGACAGGGUGGACACGAGGAAGGGGCGCAGCAGCCAGGGCUGGGCUGCACCGCCCCCCCACCUCUGUGCUGCAGACAGGCCCCCCCCCCCACCUCUGUGCUGCAGACAGGCCCCCCCACCACCUCAGUGCUGCAGAAAGGCCCUUCCCUGCAGGAUUCAUCCCCUCUGUCCUCAGCACCCCAGUUCAGCAGGAGCCCCGGGGGGCCGGCGGGGGCGGGGGGGUGGACACCGAGGCCGGGGACGCUUCAACGUCCGCAGAGACGGACCGGUGAAAUUCGAGAAGGACUUCGACUUCGAGAGCGCCAACGCUCAGUUCAACAAGGAGGAGAUCGACAGGGAGUUCCAAAGCAAGCUGAAGCUGGAGGUGAAGGUGGUCAACGGGGAGGAGAAGGGGGAGGAAUCGGUGGAGAAGGGGGAGGAGUCUGCCGUGGAGCUUCAACCCGCUGAGGGGGAGGAGAAGGGGGGAGACCCGCUCGGGCCAAACUGCUACUAUGACAAAAACAAGUCCUUCUUCGACAACAUCUCCUGCGACGACACCAGGAAAGCUAACGAGAAGUCCGGAGGCUCCGGGUUCUUCCCAAAGGAGCGCCGGCAGACGUGGGCUGAGGAGCGCCGGAUGAAUGCCGAGACUUUCGGGCUCCCCCUGCGGGGGGGUUACCGGGGUCGUGGGGGUUACCGGGGCCGGGGGGGCUUCACGGGAGGUAGGGCCCGUUCCGCCAGCCGGGGGUCAUUCGGACCGCCUCAGGGAGGGGGGGGCUUCAGGGGGGGUUACCGUGGAAACCAGGCCGGGCGUGAGUUUGCUGACCUGUCGUCCAGGAAGGAGAACAAAGUGUCAGCGUAACGUCGGAGGAAACCGAUGAAGAGGAGGACAUCACCAGCACUGACCUCAGAAACACACACACACACACACACACACACACACACACACACACACACACACACACACACACUCAGCACUGCUUUCUACCUUUUCUACUCUCCCCCCUUUUCGGCCUUCACCUGAGAUCCCUCACUAAUAACGGAUGUUAGAGGACUGAACUUAACUCUCAGAUUCUAACGUCUCAGAGCCCCUGAUGUCGAGGUCAACAUCUCCACAGCUGGGGGGCGGGGGGGUUCAGAGGAAGACGUCAAUAAGGGGGAAAUGUGGAGUAAAAUGAUUAUUACUUUACAGUAAUCAGUAGAUCAGUAAGAUCUAGACCAGGGGUCUCCCACCUUUUCCCCUCUGAGAGCUACCUCUGAAGAAAAACAAUGACGGAGAGCUGCUUGUGUUUUAUAUCAUGUGUAACAUUUAUUCACACGUAUCGAAAUCCCUGAAUAAGGUUUCGUUUGGCACAAGCAUAUACAGAACAUACAUCCAACACUCACAGUUUGUGUAAGAACUUUAAAACUCAGAUUACACUCAUCAAUGUGUACACAUGUUUAUGCAUUUCUUUAUCUUUUCAGCUAAAACUGAUAAACUCACAUAUUUUUUGUAUAACAUUUACAAAACACUGACCUCUAAUAUUCACACUUUGACAAAAUAUAAAGGUUGAACUUAUCUGUUUGUGGAUGCAUUUCCAACACCAAACAAUCAUAACUACUUUCCUUUGUCCACAUCACACUUCCAGUCAUUUAGUCACCAGCCUACAUGUUCAGUCAAGCACCUUUAGUUAGAGAGAUACCUGGCACUGCAUGGUGCCAACAAGAGAGCUGUAUGCUGGAAUAUACCCACUUAGGUUCACUCUUAUGGAGUCUUUCAAAUGUUCAUCCGUCAGUCUUGUUCUGAACUUAGAUUUGAUGACAUUCAUGUCAGAAAAGAAGAUUCACAGAGGUAUGUAGACCCACACAAAGCAGCUGUCUUCAGAGCUGCUUGACACAGAUUCUUAUAGUUUUCUGGCUCAACCAAGCUCCAGAAAUGUUCAGCAUGCUGUUGAGAUUUCAGCUGUAUGUCGUUUUGGAGGUUUAAAAGUUCCAUUUCCAUUUCCACAGGAUCGAUACAGCAAAGGUCUGCCAUCUGCCCAGAAAUCUGACUAAUGUCCACGUUCAUGAAUGGGUUGGCAAUUAAUGUCACACAGGGCUCAAGUCUCUCAAAGUCUCUGAACCUGUCUGCAAACUCCUGGCCAAGCUUGAUCAAGAGGUCACAGUACUUCUCUGUGUUCAAAGCAUCAGCUACCCCUGCAUGGGUUUCCAAAACCUUUGUGACAGAGGGGAAAUGCUGGAAUCUUUUGGCCUUCAACUGCUGGAUGAAAAAGGCCAGUUUUGCGCUGAACGCGUUAACAGCACUGAUCAUGUAGCAGACGUCUUUCUCUUUACCUUGCAACUGUACGCUCAAGUUAUUCAUUUAGGUGGUGUCCUCCCCCCUCUCUUCCAAGAAAAUGUUGAUUUCACCCAGCAAGGAAAAGAAACGUUGCAGUACUUUACCCUUACUGAGCCAUCUGAUGUCAGUGUGGAGCAGGAGAUCUCCUUAGGCCACAGUGCAUUCCUCCAGGAAUUGCUUGAAGGUCCUGUGUUGCUUAGCCUUUGCUCUGAUGGAGUUGAUAAUCUUGACAACCGGCUCCAUGACAUGUUCAAAUCCCAUGACCUUCGCGCAUAAAGCCUGUUGGUGAAUUAUGCAAUGGUAGGCCAGAAAUGGCGGAAACUCCGGGUCUGCUUUGCAUCGGGCAAUAAAUCCAGAGUGACAACCUGUCAUCGCUGGUGCUCCGUCAGUGGUUACUGACAGCUUUUCAAUAGGGAUCUUCUGUUCCGUGAAGUAGUUCUUCACAGCAUUGUAAAUAUCGACUCCCCUUGUUGUAGUUUUUGUAGUUUUCAAUGAAAGUAAAGUCAAAAACUCCUCAUGCAGCCAGCUGGGCUGUAUCGCUCCGUCAACAGAUUCAUCCAGCUGAAUAGAAAACCAUUUACACCUGUUAAUGUCAGUUUCCAACUGUCUUCCCGCGUCCACAGCCAGUGCAGACACUCUCCUUGCCAUUGUAUUUGCACCAAGUUGUACAUCAGCAAAAGCAGACCAUAUUUCUGUCUUACAUUUAUGGUCCUUGAAUAACGUUUCAGCCACCGCGGUCAUGGCCUCCUUUACAACACUGCCAUCAGUGAAGGCCUUUUUGCGUUUUGUCAGGAUGUGCGCCAUUUUAAACGAAGCCUCCGUACAAGCUAACAUCAGGAGACUAACUCAACGUCUCUGCUGACAUCAGGAAACUAACCCGACGUCUCUGCUGACAUCAGGAGACUAACUCAACGUCUCUGCUGACAUCAGGAGACUAACUCAACGUCUCUGCUGACAUCAGGAGACUAACUCAACGUCUCUGCUGACAUCAGGAGACUAACUCAACGUCUCUGCUAACAUCAGGAGACUAACUCAACGUCUCUGCUGACAUCAGGAAACUAACUCAACGUCUCUGCUGACAUCAGGAAACUAACCCAACGUCUCUGCUAACAUCAGGAAACUAACUCAACGUCUCUGCUGACAUCAGGAAACUAACCCAACGUCUCUGCUAACAUCAGGAGACUAACUCAACGUCUCUGCUGACAUCAGGAGACUAACCCAACGUCUCUGCUAACAUCAGGAGACUAACUCAACGUCUCUGCUGACAUCAGGAAACUAACCCAACGUCUCUGCUGACAUCAGGAAACUAACUCAACGUCUCUGCUGACAUCAGGAAACUAACCCAACGUCUCUGCUAACAUCAGGAGACUAACUCAACGUCUCUGCUGACAUCAGGAGACUAACCCAACGUCUCUGCUAACAUCAGGAGACUAACUCAACGUCUCUGCUGACAUCAGGAAACUAACCCAACGUCUCUGCUAACAUCAGGAAACUAACCCAACGUCUCUGCUAACAUCAGGAGACUAACCCAACGUCUUUGCUGACAUCAGGAAACUAACCCGACGUCUCUGCUGACAUCAGGAGACUAACUCAACGUCUCUGCUGACAUCAGGAGACUAACUCAACGUCUCUGCUAACAUCAGGAGACUAACUCAACGUCUCUGCUGACAUCAGGAGACUAACUCAACGUCUCUGCUGACAUCAGGAAACUAACCCGACGUCUCUGCUGACAUCAGGAGACUAACUCAACGUCUCUGCUGACAUCAGGAGACUAACUCAACGUCUCUGCUAACAUCAGGAGACUAACUCAACGUCCCUGCUAACAUCAGGAGAC